AUGUCUUCUCGCAAAGUCCGCGUCAAGAAGCUCAGCGUCAAGACUGCCCUUCCCGUGCUCAGGGAGGAUCAGAUCGAUGCUACAGAGUACGAGACCAUCACCACCGAGUCUCAAAUCGUAACCGGUGUCGAGCACGCCGAAGAAAAGGAAUAUCAUUUGCAAUCCAUCCUUAAGGAUGCCGGCACAAGUAACGACCAGGAAAUUCCUGUUCCGCCUCCCCAGGAGAGCGAGGUAAACUAUGAGCAACUUUACCCAGUGCCUUUCCACAGGCCAUCCACAUAUAUUCGCUUCUCACAAACCGUCGAAGAGUGCAUCAACUGCCAAUAUGACAUGAGCACCGAGGAUGACGAAUUCCUCAAGACAUAUAAUGCUAAGCCUGGGCCUGCUGGGGCCUUGUCUGAAGACGAUUUUGAACGCAUCAUGGAAGUGCUUGAAGACACGGCUGCUGAGCAAACUCCUUUUGCGUCGGUUGAUAACACAGUCGUUGCUUACGACAUGAUGGUUCCCGGACUCAACCACCUCGGAGCUCAGCACCUGAUGCAGCACGCCAAGCCCAUUUAUGAGUACUGGAAGGCCAGACGCCAAGAGGCUGGUAACAAGCCGCUGCAUCCGGCACUCAAAUUUGAGACACACCAAGAAACAGAUGACACCGACCCCUAUGUCUGUUUUAGACGCCGUGAAGCCCGACAGACCAGGAAGACGCGAGGACGCGAUAAUAAGAUUGUCGAGACGCUUAAGCGCCUGCGUCGUGAGCUUGAAGACGGCCGCCAGUUGGUACUCAUAUCGUAUGAACGCGAAAUGAUGAAGCGUGAACUUUUGCACAUGGAGCGCGCAGUCUUUGAAGAGCGUGCAAGGCUUAAACACAUUAAGCUUAAGCUCGGAAUCAAAGGCGAAGACGACGACUUGGUCAACCAAAAGCCACAGAAGCGCAAGCCUGUCGAUACAACGGCUGCUGCGCGGGCUGCUGGUGCCAAUGUUCGCACCCCAGUUCGACCCGAUGGCCGCCAAAUGGAAGCCGAUCUUCUCCAGCUUGCUGAUCAGCUCGCUGAGAAGGACAAGGAGCUUCGUAACGAGAUUGAAACCAAGGUUCAGAAUCAUCGCAGAUGGAACCACAACCACAUUGAUCUUACUGUAGACCCGCUAUCGCCCGUUGAGGACCCGGGCUUGGAGCUCAAAUUCCGCCCUGCAAAGACGCAGUACCUCAUGACGCCACCUGCAUCGGUAUCCUCUGACUCGAUGGAUGUGGACGAAGAGGGCCCCACGCCAAUGCGACUGGACAGGCCUCAAGCCUCUCCCGCAUUCCAAUUCAAAGCAGGCGGAAUUGCGUGUGAGCCGCUGCAAACCAAUCAGCCAGCGUUCCGCCGCAGGAUAGGUCGCUUGAGCCGCCUUUGGAUAGACAGACGAGGCAUGGCCACGCCGCCCAAGACCGAUUCGCAAGGAUGUUCGGACCGCUGGAAGUACGACUCCGACGAUGAUGACGAUGUUGAGCCACCAGUGUAUGAGAUAGAUCCAUUCGACACAAGAGCGUUGAAAUUCCGAGCGACGAUUCCGCUUAGCUCAUACCUCUUCCGGGGUAGACCAACCGUUCCGCCCGAGGUGUUGAACAGUGCAGCGACGCGAGCUCUACCAGCGCCACCGUCAGCGCAGCAAGCGCCAGCAGUCUCCUAG
This is a messenger RNA of Cordyceps militaris CM01, 1668 nucleotides long. RefSeq names its product histone acetyltransferase complex component Epl1. Gene Ontology annotation, biological process: regulation of transcription by RNA polymerase II. Lineage: Eukaryota; Fungi; Ascomycota; Sordariomycetes; Hypocreales; Cordycipitaceae. The record is from RefSeq and is a predicted model, not a curated record. Gene Ontology annotation, cellular component: piccolo histone acetyltransferase complex. The transcript has 3 exons. The coding region runs from base 1 to 1668 and encodes 555 amino acids.